Molecule: messenger RNA, 912 nt
Organism: Rana temporaria (common frog)
Lineage: Eukaryota; Metazoa; Chordata; Amphibia; Anura; Ranidae
Exons: 5
Coding region: 111-722 (203 amino acids)
Source: RefSeq, a predicted model, not a curated record
CAUGUCACCGUAACUCAGCACUCAGCUCUAGACUCUCAGGUAGGUGACUACAAAACCGGACUAGCAACUCAACUAUCAGCCUUCAAACCUGAACCGGGACUUCUAUAAUCAUGAAUAACAUCUUCGUCUUUUUGAUCUUGAGCUGUUUGGCAAUUACAGGCCAGCUAAACACCACAUGCAAUCAGUGCUGGAAUAUCGACUCAACCCAAUGCUGUGAGGAAAGAAAGCUUCAAUGUGAUGGAUCAGGUUGCAUGACCUUGUCGGAGUACACCGUUAUCGAUAGUGAUAAAUUUCGUACAAUACAGAAAAGCUGUUCUGUUCCACUAUUAUGUGGUAAUUGCUUUUCUGUAACCACCAACGAUAACUUCCUUGUCCGAGUGAGCGGUCAAUGUGGGGUAGGAAAUGGCAGCAAUGAAAAUCUAAACUAUAAAGACCCUUGUGACGGUCAGUUAAUACCAAACAACUAUCAGUGUCCAAGCUGCUUCAGCAUUGGUUCCCCUACAGGUUGCGAGAGCACAGGAUAUGUGGACUGCCUUGGAAUGGAAGAGGAAUGUUUUGAUUAUGGUGCAUUUGUUAUGUUGUCUGAUGGAAAAACAAUGAAUGUGUCACUUAAAGGAUGCAUUACCACUGGUGGUUGUAACAUUGGAUAUUCAGGUGUACCUGGAAACAAGGAACUGCAGAGGGAUCAUAUGAUUUGUACACCUCCAAUAAAAAAAGAAUAGAAUGUGGUAUAAUAUCACUAUACAAGAAAUGCACAUCAGAACCUGCAUCAUUGUUAAUGCACAGAAACUUGUAUAAGAGAUGUAUAAAAAAAUAAGCUUUGCCAUAAAAUCUCUGUCAAUAAAAUCUAGCCAUUAUUAAAAAGUAAACAGUCAAUGUGCUUAAUAAUUCUAAAUAAAAUCUUAGACUCCU